CGAAAUUACGAUCCGGCAUUACACCCAUUUGAAAUUCCACGGGAAUACACAAGGGCGCUAAAUGCAACUAAAUUAGAUCGUAUAUUUGCGAAACCUUUUCUUGCAUCGUUAGAUGGCCAUAGGGAUGGAGUUAAUUGCAUGGCUAAACAUCCAGAGAGCUUGUCUACAGUUCUGUCUGGAGCAUGUGAUGGAGAGGUGAGAAUCUGGAACUUGAUGAAGCGUGUAUGCAUCCGUACAUUGCAAGCACAUGAGGGCUUUGUAAGAGGAAUGUGUACCCGUUUUUGUGGCACCUCUUUCUUCACUGUGGGUGAUGAUAAAACAGUAAAGCACUGGAAAAUGGAAGCACCAGCUUAUGGGGAAGCAGAAGAACCAAUAAAUACCAUUCUUGGAAAGACAGUGUACACUGGAAUUGAUCAUCAUUGGAAGAAACCUAUAUUUGCUACUUGUGGUCAUCAGGUUGAUAUAUGGGAUGAGCAGAGAACAAGUCCUAUAUGCUCUUUGACUUGGGGAGUCGAUAGCAUAAACAGUGUUAAAUUCAACCCAAUUGAGAUGAAUCUUUUGGGAAGCUGUACUUCAGACAGAAAUAUUGUGUUGUAUGAUAUGAGACAAUCAACUGCCCUAAAGAAGGUUAUUUUGGAUAUGAGAACAAAUACACUUUGCUGGAAUCCUAUGGAAGCUUUCAUUUUCACUGCAGCAAAUGAGGAUUACAACUUAUAUACUUUUGAUAUGCGGUUCCUUGGCAAGGCUUUAAUGGUUCAUAUGAACCAUGUGUCUGCAGUUCUGGAUGUGGAUUACUCCCCUACAGGAAAAGAAUUUGUGUCUGCCAGCUUUGAUAAAUCUAUUCGCAUUUUUCCUGCAGAUAAAGGUCAUAGCAGGGAGGUUUAUCAUACAAAGAGAAUGCAACAUGUCAUCACUGUCAAAUGGACAUCAGACAAUAAAUACAUUUUGUGUGGCUCUGAUGAAAUGAACAUUCGUUUGUGGAAAGCAAAUGCUUCUGAAAAGCUGGGUGUGCUUACUCCUCGAGAGAGAGCUGCUAUUAACUAUAAUCAGAAACUGAAAGAAAAAUUCCAGCAUCAUCCCCAGAUCAAACGUAUAAAUCGCCAUCGUCACUUACCGAAGAUGAUCUAUAGUCAAGCCAAAGAGCUACGCAUCAUGAAAGAAGCUCGUCGGCGAAAGGAACUGAACCGUCGCAAACAUAGCAAGCCUGGAUCUAUACCACUUGUGUCAGAAAAGCAGAAACACAUUAUGGCUGUAGUAAAAUAAUAAUAUAUAAAAUUACUAGGGUACUAAAUUCCUAUGGACAUGAUUUAUAUAUGAUAUAUAUAUAUUUGUUGAUAUUAUGAAAAUAAUAAAUUGUGACUUUAGUUGCUAUAGUGUGGCUAAUUGUGGUAUCUUUAUAGUAUUUACAAGCUGCAUCGCUUGUAAAGAACGAGAGUGAAAGUAUCUAAAAAAGUAUAUGCAAAUUCUGCAUACUAGCAACUAGAAGAGACAGAACUAAUGUCAGCUUUGGAAAGCUGCAAUAAGUUUUCCAAAAUGCUAAAUUGUAGCAUCUUAAAAGAAUGUGAACAAAAGUAUUUUUAGAUUGGCAAACUCGCUUCCAAAAUAUUUGGGCACCAUUUAAUUAAAAAAAACAACCCGUGUCAAGCCCCUUUCUAUUGUAAGCUAUGUAUCCUGAUUCAACCUAUCAAAUAAGGUACAGGUAGUCCUCAACUUAUAACCACAACUGAGCCAAAAAUCUUUGUUGAUAAGCAAGACAGUUUUAAAGUGAAUUUUGCCACAUUUCAUAACCUUUCUUGCCCCAGUUGUUAAAUGAAUCAUUGCAACUGUUAAAUUAGUAACACUGUUGUUAAUUGAAUCUGGCUUCCCCAUUGACUUGCUUGUCAGUAAGUUACAAAAAGUUACACAUUUUACCCCAACCAUCAUGCCAUGUGCCAAACAUCCAAAUUUUGAUCAUGUGAUUCUGGGCAUGGUGCAAUGGUCAUAACUUUGAAAAACAUCAUGUCACUUUUUUCAGUGCCAUUGUAACUUUGAACGGUCAUUAAUGGUUGUAUUUUUAUUUUGUGUAUAUGUUAAUAAAACUUUAGUUGAAUAGAAAUGUAUACCUCUGAUAUGUAAAAUGUGGAAUAAUUAUUAAUAUUUUGAAUAUGAUUAUUGCCAAUAUUUUAUUUUAACUGUUGAUCCAUUUAUAGCACAAUACUGAAAUUAAUAACACAUUCUCUAAAGUUUAAGAGCUUAGGCAGGAUCUUAAUUUUUGGCUAUAUUAUUUUCAGUAAUAAGAUUGAAAUAUGUUAAGUAUGCACCAAUUAGAGAAUAUUAAUAUUUUUUACUUUUAUACUAGAUCAAAUCAUCUACCUAAUAUAGUCAUGAAAAUACUGUAUUCAGAGAUUGGCAUGCCAUUCCAUUUUUUUCUAUGACUUAAUCCAGAUUCCAUCUUCAGUUAUAAAUCUGGCUCAAGCCUGAGAUUUUCUUCAAAACUUUCCAUACCCAGAGUUGGCCAUCUAAAAUCAAACAAUUAUUCUUUGGGCUAGCAUGCAAUUAAAGUUUUAAAUAAUUUGUCUUAUUUAACAGAUGAUAUCUCAAUUGUUUUCUUGCUUAUCACCUGGAAAACAGCUGUUUCUUUGAACUUCACAUUUAAAUUUUAGCAAAUUAUUUAAUCCUAUAUUAACUGCAUAUUUUUAUUUUUAAUUUAUUUUUAUUAAAUAUUACUAAGAUAAACUAAAAUAUAAAAGUAAAAAAACAUGCAAAUAAGAAUUGGAAGAAACUAUAACAUAUAUACAAUAAUAUAUGUAUGUGUAUUCCCAAACUUUUGUAAAGUACUAUAUUAUACAUCUGGAAACAAAAACUAAGGUGUUAUUAAACAACUCUAAGAAAAUUUGGAAAGCUCAUAAAGUUUAUGUAUUUAAUAUUGUGGAGAAAAGCAAAAAUAAUUUAACAGUUAUAGUCACAUUCUGGUGAAAUGACUUAACUUAACCAACACAUAUACUAUAUAUUGUAUAAAUAGCUACAUUAAUUGGGGAAUACAAUUUGUUCAAAAUAAAUAGAAGUUCAAGAAAGGAGUGGCACUAUGUAUUAAACAUACACAUCUAUUCAAAAAUUCAAGUUGAAGAAUGUUGAUAGAGAUUACAUUUUCAAAAAAUGAAGUGUAAAUCUUUCAAACAGGAUUUCAAUUAGUCCAAUUUUUAUGGGAGAAAACCUCUUGCCAAGUAUGGUUCUUCCUAACGUGCCUUGUUGAGAUCUCUUCUUCGGAGGGUGGAUGAUGAAUCCUACAUUAUGGUAUCAACUGUACUCCCUAAUACUGGUGUGUAACAUUGUGAUAAAAUAUCUAUUUCCAGAGCUAGCACUGAUGCAUGUUUUAUCAUUUUGAUGUCAUAAGGUGGAAGUGAAACCAGUUUUUUUUCAUCUGUAAAAAUAUUUCUGCACUAAGGAUGGGGUGAUUAACAAACAUUUACAAGCAAGAUUUGUCUUUGAGUAUAAAAAGCUAACAUUUUGAUUAAUUAAAAGCACAGCCAGCUAUCAGGUCAAAAUGAAUUGGUGAAAAAGUUUCUAAAUUUUGUACUUUAUGUACAAUGGCAUACCUUGUUAUCCUUAAGUUUUGAUACAUUGUAGACUUUUGUAUCAACUUAGGGGAAAGUUUCAGAGUUGCAGUCUUCAAUGUAACAAGCCAGUUUUCAUGCAGCACUCAAGGUUUAAACUUUGAGUUCUUCAGCUUGAGCAGAGAUAAAUCAGAUUUAUGGACAAAAGAUUGCAAUUUAUACUUAAGCUCUUCAGUUGUCCCAUAACUUGAUUUUGACUAGUGAGUGUUGUUUUAGGGCCAAAUACCCAAAAGUUGCACAUUAAUUGUGUGCCAUCAAGUCAUUGUGUUUCUUAAUGACCCCAUUUAGAUCAGGUUCCCAAAUUAUCAGGGACACCUUCCUUUGAGAGGUACAUAGAGUCCAGGCGUGAAGAACCUUUCAGUCGUACAUUGUUACAAUAAAUCAACCUAUCAAAAAUUACUAGUUUCAGGUGAGUUAUAUAGUAGUGGAGAAGGCUCAACCUUUGCUUUUUAUUAAAAAUAAAAUUUCAUUGUAUAGUU
Molecule: messenger RNA, 4072 nt
Organism: Notechis scutatus (mainland tiger snake)
Lineage: Eukaryota; Metazoa; Chordata; Lepidosauria; Squamata; Elapidae
Source: RefSeq, a predicted model, not a curated record